Molecule: messenger RNA, 933 nt
Organism: Aethina tumida (small hive beetle)
Lineage: Eukaryota; Metazoa; Arthropoda; Insecta; Coleoptera; Nitidulidae
Product: lactase-like protein
Exons: 6
Coding region: 1-933 (310 amino acids)
Biological process (GO): carbohydrate metabolic process
Molecular function (GO): beta-glucosidase activity
Source: RefSeq, a predicted model, not a curated record
AUGACGGAAUUAAGUAUUAUCGAAAACUUCUCCGAGGACUUAAAUCAGCAGGAAUCGAACCAAUGUACUACAGGCAAGGCACCAGGAAUUUUAUCUCCUGGAAUUGGGGAGUAUUUAUGUACUCAUUAUUUACUUUUAUCGCACGCUGAAGCUGUGCAAAUUUACAGAGAUGACUUUCAAAAAAAACAAAAUGGUAUAAUAUCGAUCGUCAUGGAUAUUGCCUGGUCCGAACCUUUUGAUCCAAAUUCAGAUUCUGAUAAGGAUGCAGCUCAAAGGUUCAAAGAAUUUUAUUAUGGUUGGUACGCAAACCCGGUAGUUUAUGGUGAUUAUCCAAAAGUAAUGAAGGAUUACAUUGGCGAAAAAAGCAAAACACAAGGAUUUAAAAAAUCGCGGCUGCCUGAGUUCACACUCGCCGAAAAAAUAAAGCUGCGUGGCUCCUUCGACUUCUUGGGCGUCAAUCAUUACACAUGUGUUUUGGCUGAAAACGUAAAUCUCACAGAUGUGAGUUUAUAUGGUGACAUGAACGUCAAAAUAAGUUUUGAUCCCAAGUGGAAUAGGACAUUGAUGGCAGACUUUGUAAAUGAACCAUGGUCUCUAAAUAAAACUCUGGUUUGGAUUAUGAAGACUUACAAAAAUCCCGUUAUGUAUGUUACUGAAAAUGGUAUAGCAGAUGAUGGUAAAUUGGAUGAUGUUGAACGGGAGAAUUAUUUAAAGGGUUACAUACGUGCCACAAUGGACGCCAUAUCUCUUGGAGCUAAAGUGAAAGGUUACACAUAUUGGAGUCUUUUGGACAAUUGGGAAUGGCUCAAUGGAUACACAAUGCAUUUUGGGUUGGUACAAGUUGAUCGCAGCAAUUCAAAUUUGACCAGAACCAUUAAAAGAUCUGGAUAUUAUUAUAAAAAGAUUAUUAAUAAUAGGUCAUUAGAUUUCUAG